AUGUUCAUAAAGACCGAAAUGCCCAUACAAUUGUCAAAUCUACAGAAAAUUGGCCUUGGCCUGACCAUAUUCGGAGUUGGUUUUAUUUUUCUUGGCAUGAUAUUUUUAUUCGAUAAAGGUUUACUUGUCGUUGGAAAUAUUUUAUUCCUCUGUGGUCUUUCUAUGAUUAUUGGUCUUGAACGAACAGUUCGUUUUUUCUUUCAAAGUUAUAAAGCCAAAGCUACAGCCUUUUUCUUUGGUGGAUUUCUGCUUGUUCUAUUCGGUUGGCCAUUGAUCGGCAUGAUUAUUGAAUUCUAUGGAUUUUUUCUUUUGUUCGGAGGUUUUAUACCGGUUGUUAUUAAUUUUCUUCGACGUCUUCCAAUCAUAGGCUCAAUAUUAUUGCUACCUGGUCUUCGACAAAUUAUGGACAAAUUAUCCGAGAGCAGAUCAAUCGUAUAA
Messenger RNA from Rotaria socialis, 438 nucleotides. The record is from the annotation of a GenBank genome assembly. NCBI's taxonomy places the organism in Eukaryota, Metazoa, Rotifera, Eurotatoria, Philodinida, Philodinidae.